Adineta ricciae is the source of this 885-nucleotide messenger RNA. The record is from the annotation of a GenBank genome assembly. NCBI's taxonomy places the organism in Eukaryota, Metazoa, Rotifera, Eurotatoria, Adinetida, Adinetidae.
AUGUCACGUAUUGAGAAACUCAUGUCCCAGAAAAGUCGGCCGAUGGUAGCCCACCGUGGUUUCAUUUAUACGUUAGAACGAACAUUAGAAGACAAGUGCACUUUUCGUUGUAAAAAUCGGAACUGUAAAGCUCGGUGUCAUACGAACUUAUCUAUGGAUUUCUUCAUGUUGGAUCCAACAGCACACUCGCAUGCUCCAAAUCCAGAACAAAUUCCUGCUAUUGAAGCUAUGAACAAGAUCAAAAUGAAAGUAGUGAGUUCUGACGAGGCAACAAGCUCAAUUAUACAAUCGUCGUUGCGUGCAUUGCCUUUGACCGCAGUUAGCAGUCUACCAUCACCUGCGUCAUUAGUAAGAACUGUUCGAAGACAACGUCCUACGCCAUGUUCAACUUCGAAUAGUCUACUACUGGACUUGUUUAGAAAAACAGAUCGUGGAGAAGAUUUUGUUUUAUAUGAAGAUAAUCAAAUGAUAAUUUGUGCUACAACGAGAAACUUAUCGCUGUUGAAGCAAUGCAAGCAUUGGUUUGUCGACGGCACCUUUAAGGCGGUUUGGCGUCAUGUACAAGAUAAUGGUUUAACAAGAAAAUAUGAAGACGACGAUACUUUUCGAUUAAAUGUUAGAAAACUACUUGUCUUACCCUUCGUUUCAGCGUCGGAAGUAAUUGAAGCGUUCGACUUACUUGCUGAUGACUUCGACGAUGAAGCUGAAAAUCUGGUGGAAUAUUUCGAAGAAACGUGGAUAGGUGAAAAGAAGAUUCGAGGAAAUGGAAGGAAGAAACCAAAAUUCAAUAAUGAAUUAUGGAAUGUGUAUGAACAUGUCAUGAAUAACCUUCCCAGGUCGAACAACGCCGUAGAAGCAUGGCUAGGAAUUGCUCGGAAGAUAUGA